Phasianus colchicus (ring-necked pheasant) is the source of this 1110-nucleotide messenger RNA. RefSeq names its product RAB41, member RAS oncogene family (gene RAB41). NCBI's taxonomy places the organism in Eukaryota, Metazoa, Chordata, Aves, Galliformes, Phasianidae. Gene Ontology annotation, molecular function: GTP binding; GTPase activity. The record is from RefSeq and is a predicted model, not a curated record.
CUCCGCGCCGCCAUGUCCGCCCCAGGCAGCGGCGGCGAGUUCGGCAACCCGCUGCGGAAGUUCAAGCUCGUCUUCCUGGGCGAGCAGAGCGUUGGGAAGACGUCUCUGAUCACCAGGUUUAUGUAUGACAGUUUCGACAAUACUUACCAGGCAACCAUUGGAAUUGAUUUCCUGUCAAAAACAAUGUAUCUUGAAGAUCGCACGAUCAGGCUGCAGCUGUGGGAUACAGCCGGCCAGGAGAGGUUCCGCAGCCUCAUUCCCAGCUACAUCCGUGACUCUGCUGUGGCUGUCAUUGUCUUUGACAUUACAAGUUCGGCUGCAGCUCUGGGACACAGCAGGCCAGGAGCGGUUCCGCAGCCUCAUUCCCAGCUACAUCCGCGACUCCACUAUUGCUGUGGUAGUCUAUGACAUUACAAACUUGAAUUCCUUCCAGCAGACCUCCAAGUGGAUUGAUGAUGUUCGGACAGAGAGGGGAAGUGAUGUCAUCAUCAUGUUGGUGGGGAACAAAACUGAUCUGGCAGACAAGAGGCAAAUCACUACAGAAGAAGGGGAACAGAGAGCCAAAGAGCUGAAUGUGAUGUUUAUUGAGACCAGUGCAAAGACUGGAUACAAUGUGAAACAGCUAUUCCGUCGUGUGGCUGCUGCCUUACCCGGGAUGGACAGCACACCAGAGAAGAGCAAAGAAGACAUGAUUGACAUCAAACUAGAGAAGCCUCCUGAGCAGCCAGUAACGGAGAGCGGUUGCUCCUGCUAACAGGCCCGUUCUGUAGCAGCACAUUCCCCAGCUGGCCAGUCUCACUGAAGAACAUCACUGCUCAUUGGCUAGGCAACCCUACUUUGGGCUGAAAAAACAACCUACUAAGCGAGCGAACUCCCUGUUUAUGGUGGGGAGCAGCCCUGGCCGCCCCUCUUACUGCAUGGUAUGAGCCUUGAGUGCAGAAUGAGUGUCCUGUCUUUUAUUUUAUUUUUUUAUGUUGUUGCACUUUGGCACCGUGGUGCCCUUUACACUCCCUCUUUCUCUCUCUUCCUCUCCUCCCCUUUCCCACCUUGAGCCUGUCUGCUCAGAUGUAUCAUGUGAAUGCAAUGGAAAAGCCACCAAGUUAGGGAAAA